AUGAAUGAAUCAAGAAGAAUCAGAUUUGGUUUCUUAUUCUUCUUCAUCCUCAUCAUCUUGAUCUCUUGUGGGAUUUCACCAGUAUCUUCAGAUGAGGGUGUCGCCAGGAAAGAAGAUAAUCCGUCUCUUUUAAAGAUCAUAUGUGGGAUCUUUGGCAAGAAGUUUCCACCGAGUUCUUGGGAAUUGAUUCAGGGUGCAAUGCAGAAAAUCCAGAUGAAGCUUUACCCUCCAAAUCUAGAUUUCAGAAGCAGCAGCGAUAAAAACAACAACAAGGACGAAGAAGGAGAAGAUAAAGGAGAGAAAGUGAAAGAAGCGGCGACAAGGAGCCUUGAAGUAAGCAAAGAAGUUAUUGAAGAGUCUGCAAAACUAGCAGGUGGUGUUGUAGGAGAAGUAGUUCACAAAACAGCUGAGAAAGUCACCAAAAAAAACUCACAUGAUGAAAUGUAA
Molecule: messenger RNA, 447 nt
Organism: Eruca vesicaria subsp. sativa (arugula)
Lineage: Eukaryota; Viridiplantae; Streptophyta; Magnoliopsida; Brassicales; Brassicaceae
Source: the annotation of a GenBank genome assembly